AUGAAAGAAUUUCAUUCUUUAAAUAAUUUGUUAAAUUAUGAUCUUGUAAAUAAUCGAAUUAUCCCUGAACCAAUAGAAACAUCAGAUGUUCCUCAAAUCAGAAUACCCUUAGACCAGAAUCUUUCUAAUUCAGAACCCACCAUUCAAAGUGUGUAUUCUGAUUCUAUACAUAUAAACAGAAAUGUAAAUGAUCGAAAACCUACAGAUUUUGGUAAUGAAUCAGCUUGUUGGGCCAUAGAAGAAAAUAUUUCAUUAAAAUCUACUCAUUCUCUAUUAAAACUACUCAGAAAACAUGAUUGUUUUAGAAACAUUCUUCCAAUAGAUCUAAGAACCCUAUUACAAACACCAAGGUACACUGAAUUAAAAGAGAACGAGUCUGGUUCUUAUUGGCACAGAGGCUUAUAUAAAGGCAUUAGAGAGAUUCUUCUGGCCAAUAACCAUUUAUUUUCAACUACUGAUAGAUUAGAUAUUAUGAUUAAUAUUGAUGGGUUACCAAUUAGCAAUUCUUCUGGAAAUCAAUUAUGGCCAAUAUUGGGUUGUCUAUUUGGGACAAAAUAUGUUUUUAUGAUUGGUAUUUAUCACUCAUUGAUAAAUAAACCGUUGGAUGUACAUUUUUUUUUAGACAGUUUUGUAAAAGAAACUUGCGAGUUAUAUGAAAGUGGAUUUUAUUUGAAUGGCAAAAUGUUUAAGUUGACAAUUAAAGGGCUUUCUGCUGAUGCCCCUGCAAAAGCAUUAGCAUUAAAUAUUAAAUAUCAUACAGGAUACCAUAGUUGCACAAAGUGUUUUGCUGAAGGAGAGUUUAUUGAAAAAAGAUUAUGUUUCCCUGACGAUAUCUAUUUGCCAAAAAAGAACCGAUCAGCAAUUUGCUGA
Macrosiphum euphorbiae (potato aphid) is the source of this 870-nucleotide messenger RNA. Lineage: Eukaryota; Metazoa; Arthropoda; Insecta; Hemiptera; Aphididae. The record is from the annotation of a GenBank genome assembly.